This is a messenger RNA of Loa loa (African eye worm), 774 nucleotides long. RefSeq lists its product as hypothetical. NCBI's taxonomy places the organism in Eukaryota, Metazoa, Nematoda, Chromadorea, Rhabditida, Onchocercidae. The record is from RefSeq and is a predicted model, not a curated record. Bases 1 to 774 code for a protein of 257 amino acids. The transcript has 3 exons.
AUGAUACCAAUUUCAGAAGAUUGGAGUGAAUGGAGCAAAUGUUCGGAUUCAUGCGGUGGAUGUGGCACGCAAAACCGUACAUUAAAAUUACCAAAUGGUACGCGUAUCGUACACCUUCGUCACUGUAACCCAGAGCCGUGUUUGGAUAGAAAAGAACCGUGUUGUGAACCGUUUAAAUUUAUAAAUGGAAAAUGCCUGAUACCACAAAAAACUGAAGGAAAUGAAGUGAGAUCGAAGGACCAAAAGAAGGAGGCAGUAGUUGCUUGGGAAAGUAUUAAAGAUGAUGAUAAACCGAAAUUUAAUAAUCUAGAAGAACAAAGAAAGGAAGCAGUACUUGCCUGGGAAAUUAUUAAAGGAACAGAAUUUUCUGACAACAAAAAAUUCGGCAAUAUAAAUCUGAAGGAAACCGAUAUACUUCUCAACUUGACUACUGGAAUCAGUAUUGGUCUUAAUGAUACCAGAAAUAGCGACAAUGAUGAUUUCACUGAAAGCAGUGGAGAAUUGGAUGAGGAAAUGGAUAGCAAAAUAAAUACUACUGAAACUUUCAACUUGGGCAUUACAAAUGCGGAUGCGCCACAUGCUUCAAUGAAGAAAAAUAAAAGUGUUAAAAAAGGUUAUAAUCGAAGAAACUACAAACAACGACAACGGCGCAAUCGACAGCAUCUUCCACGAAUGGCCUCAAAAUCACAGAAUGCCAAGAAGUCGGGAAAAUCACAGAAAAUGUUUGACGCUUAUUAUAUAUAUGACUACUAUGACUUCUAUUACUACUAUUGA